AGUAUUUUACAUUAGAUUUGUGUAAUUUGGAAGUGACGAUAGUCUCUCGAUCAAAUGUAGAAUGUUUAAGGACAUACAACAUCACUGUUUCCGUUUGUAGUAACAAGGGAAAAUGGCAGGUCAAACAUCACGAGAAUUUGUUAGUGUUCUCAUCCCAAGGAAAAGGGAUUCAAGACUUUUACUUACAACCCUAGAUGGGAAGGGGCUAUGGAUGCCAACAGCACUUCGCCAUGAUGUAGAAACCUUUCAGAGUGUCGCAAAUAAAUUAAUAACAGAGGUCACUGGCCAGGAGCUAGCUCCAUGUAAAGGGAUCAUCAAGAUGAUUUUCUACCAUUUCACCUCCAGUCCCACUGCCACACACAUUGUUUUCCUGACUCAGCCUGUAGAGGACUGCGACACGUGUUGUGAUGAUGCUGUCUGGUGUAAUGUGGAAGAGAUGGAACAACAGACUCAUGCAGAUCCAGGACUCCUAGGACUGGAGCCAAUCAAUCUGGCUAAACACCUCAAUAAUGCAUCUUUGACAAUGAACGUAUUAAGUGAAAUGAGAGCAGAAUACAUUGACACAGAUAAAGAGGAUACGUCACAGCUUUCUGCUCAGGAGGCUGUGGUCAAGUCGGCCAAACUCGGCAAGAAAGAGCAAGACCUUCUGUAUCAAGAGUUUAUGGAUUGGUGUCUACCGUGUUCUAUGAUGAACAAAACUGUAUUCAAGGAGUACAUUGUACACAAAGGGGCAAAAGAAGAGCAAGUGGAUGCCCUGUUUAGGUCUUUUGAUAUGCAUAAGAAGAGGAUUCUACAGUUUAAAGAUGUCCUAGUUGGCCUGGCAGCCCUCGAACCCUCUACACAACAUGGUGGAAUGCCAGCAGAAAUGAGAUGUCGAUAUAUCUUCAGGUUUUAUGAUCACAACGUAGAUGGUUUCCUGCAAUUUGAGGAAUUUAAAUGUAUGGUUAGAGACAUACGUAAAAUCAAAGGAUUAUCUCUGGAUGAAGAAGCAGUUAAUGAAGAUGCUCAGAAAAGUGCCAAGUUGUUUGGAAAUGAAACGAAGAACAAGCUCCCUCUAGGAGAAUUUUUGACAGCUGUAGGACAACUAAAAUUCAGAGGAACAUCUGUAUUAUUCAGAUUACCCCAGUCCUGUGUGACAGGACUUAAAGGGAAUGAGAACCAUUUAAAUCACACUGGGGAGACAAUGGAACCACCUUUAAAAAGAUGUCGUCCCAAACUUCUGGAUUCUGUCAAAUCAUCCCCACCAAGAAAAUUAAAUGCUACAGAUACAGAAAUGGAAGUGUUCAAGCUUCCUGAAGGUCGUCCAUUAUCUGCAGGGAGAUUCCACCACCAGAUCAGAUAUGAACUUGCCACACACACAGUCAAAGUACGACGGACAGGGGUCUUAUCAGAUGUCAUCAAACUCUGGGAUUUACAAGGAACCCCAGCUGUGACUGAGAGUGCAGCUUGUCAUCUAGAGGGAGACAUUUCACGAUUUCAGAGGAUGCCUUCAAUAGACUCAUUUAAUGCAAGAUCUCACCCUAAUGAAAUGUUGACUGGUCUGAGGUAUUUUGAGAGAGCGAUCAAGGGAGAUAAUGGAGGGCCAGCAAAGCCUGGAUUUGACUGGGGACAGGUGGACACCAAUGCUCUCGCUAAAUGUCUGCUGACCUUGUGUCGUGAACUGAAGGACUCACUGUGUCUGGAACCACGAUUAGUAAAGCUUAAAUCUCCGGUCUACAUUCUUGGAGAUAUCCAUGGGAACUACAGGGAUUUGGUGUGUUUUGAGAAAGCAUUAUGGAGGAUGGGACCAUUGUUAACACCAGCCUCUUUCUUGUUUUUGGGGGACUACGUGGAUCGAGGGGAAUAUGGAGUAGAGGUAAUUUCCUAUUUGUUUGCCCAAAAGAUGCUUGCACAGAACAAAUUUUAUCUCUUGAGAGGAAACCAUGAACUCAGAUCUGUACAGGAAAUGUUCUCAUUUAAAAAUGAGUGUAUACAGAAGUUUGGGGAGUCAGUGGGACUUCAGGUCUGGGAGGCAGUCAAUGACUGUUUUGAUGCCAUGCCAAUAGCAGCUACUGUGGAUGAUAAGGUGUUUUGUGUUCAUGGAGGGAUACCCUGUUCUGACAUUAAUAUUGAGAACAUAAACAAGAUUCCAGUGCCUUUGAAGGAUCCAGAAAUAGAGAGUCCCCUGGCCUGGGAGAUCAUGUGGAGUGACCCAGUCAGCAUGGAUUUGAUGACUCCAGAUAAUAUCAAGGAUUUAAAUGAGCACAAUGGAUUUAUUUACAACACAAGGCGGGGAACAGCAUAUUUCUUUAGCUGUGAGGCUCUAAUGUCAUUUUUGGACAAAAAUGGCUUGUCUCAUGUUAUAAGAGCUCAUGAGGUGCAGGAAAAUGGCUUUCAGGUUCAGCAGCAGGGUAGACUGAUGACUGUGUUCUCUUCUUCUCAUUACUGUGGUGGAUCCAACGAGGCAGCAUGUGUGCUGGCAGACAAUUACAAGUUAAGGAUGAUACGGAUAGACACCACAUGACAGUUUCCCAUAAUUCCUUGUGUGAUUUACAAUCCCAGCAUUCAUUGUGCAUCAAGUCCCCGAUCUCAGUUAGCAGGCAGCUGUAGAAACAUCUUGAAGGGAGGCGCAGAGAGGUGGGAACUUGGCCAAUUCCACAUGGCAGUGUAUAUUUUCCCUUGUGAUAAGUGGGCUUCACAUUCCUGUUAUUUCUCAAUAAACUGCUACAUGUAUUUUAUAUUUGUUUUGAAGUGAUUGGUACAAUUUGAUUGUACGUUGAUUCCUAACAUAUAAAGUAUAUUCAAAUUUUUAAGUUGUAAUACAUGUAAAAAGUAUUUUUGUUAUUAUAUUGAUCAAUGUAUUUUGUUUGAUUUUGUGGACAUUUUUCAUUUGUUUUAAAGUACAGACAGAGUUGUACAUAAUGCAGAUUGUUAUGUUAUUAAAUAUUUUGUGAUUGAAAGAUUCUCAAGUUAUGGCCAAAACAGAGAUUACUAGUCCUACAUAAUGAAUUUUUUGUAAUUGAAAUCAGAACACAGUGGUACAGAUAUUGAUCCCUCUGAUGGCUGCAUUUACCAAACAAUAUUUACAUUUCUAAUUGUUUUCUCUGUGAUAACUCUUUAAUAGUUAGCUGAGUUGAUUCCUUGAUAUGUAUGUCAAUCUCGUGCGGCUGUCUUUGCGUCUGACGUCAGUGGGCAGAGACUAUUGAAACAAGCAUUCUGAGAGUAUUGCAUUAGCAAUACUAGUCCCCUACCGGCAAGUGUAAUCUGGUUCCGGUAAGAAUUGAAAAUGCCAUAAUUCCGUCAAAAAUUAAUGAAACGGGACGAAAUGCAAACUUGAUCUAUAACUAAUCAAGGUAAAGCCACAUACCAAAAAUCAGCUCAAUAUCUACAAGCGUUUAGAAGAAAAUUGCGGAAAACCCAUAAAAAUUGAAAAGGCCGUAAUUCCGUCAAAAAUCAAUGAAGCGGAACGAAAUGCAAACUUGAUCUGUAACUCAUCAAGAUACACUCACAUACCAAAAAUCAGCUCAAUAUCUGCAAGCGUUUAGGAAAAAAGUGCGGAAAACCAAGUGGGACAGACUGACAGACAGACAGAGGGACAGACAGACAGACGGACAGACAGACGGACGGACAGACUCAGAGGAAACCUAUAUUCCCCUCCGGACUCACCGAUAGGGGACUAAUUAACAUGGAAGGCCUCAUGUAUUUUAAAUCUAUUAGACAGCAUUUUUUAUGCCCCCAUGUCGAAGAUUCAGGGGUAUAUAGUUUUUGCCCUGUCAGUCCGUCUGUUUGUCCGCAAAAAUGUAACAUUGCCCAUAACUUUUGAUUGGUUGCAGCUAUGGCUAUAAUAUUUCACAUGUGUAUUCCAUGUGAUUAGACCUUUCUUUGGGUACCAUCAUAUUUGACCUUGGAGUUUGACCCAGUUUUACAAAAUUUUACCAAACUUUAACCUUGACCUUAACUUUUGAACAGUUGGUGCUAGGGCUUUCAUACUUCAUAUGUGUAAUUCUUGUGACAAGACCAUCCUUUUGAUACCAACAACUUUGACCCUUUGACCUUGACCUACGAGUUUGACCUACUUUUGAAAAACUUUAACCUUGGCCAUAUCUUUUGAAUGGUUGGUGCUAGGGCUUUCAUAUUUCACAUGUGUAUUUCUUGUGAGAAGGCCUUUCCUUGGGCACCAUUAAUUUUGACCAUUUGACCUUGACUUUGAUGUUUGACUUACUUUUGAAAAACUUUAACCUUUUCCAUAUCUUUUCAAUGGUUGCUGCUAGGGCUUUCAUAUUCCACAGGUAUAUUCCUUGGGACACGACCUUACUUUGGGUACUGGCAUAUUUGAUUUGCAUUUGAGAAAGUUUAACCUUCCUAUAAGUUGCCAUAUGGGGGCAUCAGUGUUUCACAAACACAUCUUGUUUAUUUAUUUUAACAAUUCUGUUUUGCAAAGAAAUGUAAAUAUAAGGAAUCACUGUGUAGUUUGUUGGGUAUGCCAGGGACAUCAACAACAGUUGGAAAUGUGGGAUAAUUUGCAUAACGGGUGAAGCCCGUAAUGCAGUUUAUCCCAAGUUUCCAACUGUCGUUUAUGCCCUGGCAUACCCAACAAACUACACAGUCCUUAAAUGACCUUUACAUUGACUAAAAACUGAGCAUUUCAUGAUGGUCAACAUCUUAAUAUCUGAUUUGGAUAUAAUGUGUACUUAAGAAGGUAUUGUACAUGUAAAUACAUGUAUCUUGAGUGUUUUACAAUGUUUUAUUAAUUUUAACUUAAAGUGUCGUCCCAUAUGAAAUUAUCAAUUUAAUUUGUAUAGGUCCAACAAAAUGCUUCUUAUAUGUAUGUUUUGUUUUUUACU
Messenger RNA from Saccostrea echinata, 4823 nucleotides. RefSeq lists its product as uncharacterized. NCBI's taxonomy places the organism in Eukaryota, Metazoa, Mollusca, Bivalvia, Ostreida, Ostreidae. Gene Ontology annotation, cellular component: nucleus; cytoplasm. Gene Ontology annotation, molecular function: calcium ion binding; protein serine/threonine phosphatase activity. The record is from RefSeq and is a predicted model, not a curated record. The transcript has 19 exons. Bases 113 to 2503 code for a protein of 796 amino acids.